GCCAAUUAUUUCAAGUAUAAAUAUCCCUCAUUAGCACAAUCCUAUGCACCAAGUAAUUAGGUGACUCAGAAAAAGGUAAAGCUAGGAAAAGUCCACAAUACUUCGAAAGAGGGAGGAGCAAGCAGAAAAAGAGCAAAAAAUGGCGCAAGAGGAAGCAAGAAAAGGUCCGUGGAGUGAACAAGAAGAUCUUCAGCUAGCAUUUUAUGUGAACUUGUUUGGAGAUCGACGAUGGGAUUUCUUGGCCAAAGUUUCAGGUUUGAAAAGAACAGGAAAGAGUUGCAGGUUACGUUGGGUAAAUUACUUGCAUCCUGGUCUUAAACGUGGCAAGAUGACUCCUCAAGAAGAACGCCUUAUUCUUGAACUCCACUCCAAAUGGGGAAAUAGAUGGUCAAGAAUUGCAUGGAAAUUACCAGGGAGAACCGACAAUGAAAUCAAGAAUUACUGGAGAACUCACAUGAGGAAGAAGGCUCAAGAUGACAGGAAAAAUAAGGCUUCUAUUUCUCCAUCUUCAUCUUUCUCCAACUGUUCAUCUUAUUUCUCUUCCAACAGUCCUGAUGUGGACUUUAUGCCCAUUACCGAAAACAACGAAAGAAACUUCUACGAUACUGGUGGAUUGUUGGGUGUGCAUGAACAAAGUAGUCUGCAAAAUGCAGGGAAAAAGAAAGUUGGUGAUCAAGAGAAAGGGAAAAGCAUGAAGGUGUACUCUAUGGAUGAAAUUUGGAAAGAUAUUGAAUUAUUAUCAGAAGAAAAUGAGAAAAAAAAUAAACCAAUUUUGCCAAUAUCAACUAUGUGGGAAUAUUGCCCAGAUAGUACUCUAUGGAUGACUGAUGAAGAAGAAACUAAGAUGUUUCCUCAGUUUUAUUGCUUGGACAACCAGGAUAACUCAUUUUUUACUGGCUAACAAGAGGUUAUUCAUUCGAGAAUUUAAGUUAAAUACGCUGACAGUGUAAAGAAUUUGAUAUGAAAUAGUCGUUACCAUCAUCUUAUUGUAGGUUAAGUUGACCCGAUACUUUAAAAAGAACAUACACUGUCAGUACACCAAACUUAGACUCUUUAUUAGAAGGUAAUUUAUUUUAAGUUGGUGUAGGAUUUAUGAGAAAAGUUUAGCUCUAACUUUGUAAAUAGAAAUAUUGGUAAAAAUCCUCAGUCCCUAAAUAAGAAGGUAGUCUGUAUUAUGGUCGGCAGUGUUUGUAACUCGGAUAUUGUAUCAUCUGAUGCUUAGUUAUAUAUAAUUAAUGAGUCUCAUAUGUCUA
Molecule: messenger RNA, 1253 nt
Organism: Nicotiana tabacum (common tobacco)
Lineage: Eukaryota; Viridiplantae; Streptophyta; Magnoliopsida; Solanales; Solanaceae
Product: transcription factor MYB48
Biological process (GO): regulation of DNA-templated transcription
Cellular component (GO): nucleus
Molecular function (GO): sequence-specific DNA binding; DNA-binding transcription factor activity
Source: RefSeq, a predicted model, not a curated record